This is a messenger RNA of Fusarium venenatum, 273 nucleotides long. NCBI's taxonomy places the organism in Eukaryota, Fungi, Ascomycota, Sordariomycetes, Hypocreales, Nectriaceae. The record is from RefSeq and is a predicted model, not a curated record.
AUGGCGUUUGUGUUACGGGUGUAUGAUGUUUUGCAAAAUAGGGUCUACGAACAGCUGCGACUGUCGUGGACUGGUCAAAGUUGCUGGUGUGUUACUAUCAUAUUUAGAAGAUUAGAAAAUGGAAGCCUCUUCUACAUAGGUAGUGUUUAUCAUGAUCCUCUGUCUGCUCUAGUAAAAUUCUACGCCACGCUACCCCAUCCGAGAAAGCGCCACAAUGCAAGCCUCACCCCAGUCCAAUUGACUCGACGACAGGUCGCGCGAGCUAAGAGGUAA